AGAUUUUCCCUCUAUUCCUUAUAUCUCUCUCCAGCGAAGGCGUAGUUCAUUGACUCUAGAUCAAACCAUUGAGCAAAGAGAAAAUUCCGAUUCAGACACAACCAAGAAAUCAAAACACUGCAAUGGCGUAUAGGGUCAAAGGAGAAUCAUUUUCAACCUCUUCUAAUUCAACUCCAAAAUGGAAACAUGAUGUUUUUUUGAGUUUUGCAGGAAAAGAUACUCGCUUGAAUUUUACAGAUCACUUGUAUUCUGCUUUUAGUCAACGUGGCAUACGAGCUUUUAAGGAUGAUAAAGGAAUAGAGAGAGGAGAAGUCAUAUCACAACAAUUAUUUCAAGCAAUUGAAGACUCUCUCGUUGCUGUUGUUGUUUUCUCUCAAAAUUAUGCAAAUGCUGCAUGGUGUUUGGAUGAACUUCAAAAGAUCAUUGACUGCAGAAAUAAAUUGGGUCAACAAGUUUUCCCUAUUUUUUAUGGUGUAGAUCCGUCCGAUGUACGGCAUUUAAGAAAAAGUUUUGCAUUAGCUUUAGCUAAACAUGAAGAGAGAUUUAAAGGAAGCAAAGACAAACUGCAGAAAUGGAAAAAUGCUUUGUUGGAGAUUAGCAAUUUGUCAGGUUGGGACACGAGUGGUCGGCCUGAAACACAAGUUAUCCAAGACGUUGUUGAAGCAAUAUGGAACAAACUAUGUUCUAAAUUGCCAUCUUAUGAUGAUUAUAAUUUAGUUGGAAUGGUCUCAAGGAUAGUUGAAAUAAAUUCACUUUUGAAGAUAGGGUUGGGCGAGGUUCUUUUUGUAGGCAUAUGGGGCAUGGGCGGUAUAGGUAAAACAACUCUUGCUAGAGUUGUUUAUGAAAACAUCUCUGACCAAUUUGAAAUAUGUUGCUUUCUUGCUGAUAUUAGGGAAACUUCUGAAAGAAAAGGCAAAGUUUAUUUACAAAGAGAGCUUCUUUCACAUGUAAGUAAUAUUAAAAUUAAGAAUGAGUUCGAAGGAAAGAAGGAAAUAAGAAAAUACUUUUGGAAUAAAAUGGUUCUCCUUGUUCUUGAUGAUAUAAAUCAUGUGAGUCAAUUGGGUAAUUUGGCUGCUAUUCCAGAGUGGUUUGGUGAGGGUAGUAGAGUAAUUAUAACAACAAGAGAUAAGCAUUUGUUGACUUCACAUGGAGUUCAUGGAAUAUAUGAGAUUGAACCCAUGAAAGAAGAUGAAUCUCUCAAGAUCUUUUCAAAGGAAGCAUUCAAAAAAGAUCAUCCUGAAGAGGGCUAUGUGGAAUUGUCUAAAUCUGUGGUUGAAUAUGCUGGUGGUCUUCCUUUGGCGCUACAGGUUUUAGGUUCUUUUCUUCACGGAAGAAGUGUACUUGAGUGGGAAGAUGCUUUAGACAGAUUGAAACAAAUUUCAGAUAAGGAUGUUUUUCAGAUUCUUAAAAUUAGCUAUGAUGGAUUAAAUGAUGAAGAGAAGGCAUUAUUCUUGGAUAUUGCAUGCUUUUUCAAGGGAUGGGAGAAAGAUGAAGUAAUCCAAAUUUUGAAAAAUACUGGUCUUCAUUCGUCAAUUGGAAUAAGUAUCCUCAUUGAAAAAGCUUUGCUAGUUGAACACCAUACUGAUUUUGGAACAUGCCGUUUAGAGAUGCAUGAUUUAUUUCAAGAAAUGGGCAGGAAUAUAGUUUAUCAAGAAUCUCCUAGCAUUGCUUGCAGACGCAGUAGACUGUGGAAGAUCGAGGACAUUGAUGAAGUAUUGGAAAACACUAUUGGAACUGAAGCAAUACAAAGCAUUGUGUUAGAUUCCUCACAACGGGAUGAUCCUGAAGUCUAUUGGGAACCUCAUGCUUUUUCGAAGUUGUUUAAUCUCAGAUUACUCGUCAUUCGAAGAAGAUUGGAACUUCCCAAUGGUCUCAAAUGCCUCUCUAGUGCAUUAAGAGUUAUUCAAUGGCAAUUUUGCCCUCUAGAAGCUCUUCCGCUCGGGACACCAUUGAAUAAACUAGUUGAUAUUGAAAUGCAACAAAGUAAUAUAAAGCAACUUUGGUACGGCGUACAGCUUGUCAGCGUGAAUUUGUGUGGAUGCACAAGUCUUAAAGUCAUUCCAAGAAAAUUGGAAACGAAUUCAUUGGAGAAGUUACUCCUUAGGCGUUGUUCUGAAGUUUCAAUGCUCCCAGAGUUUGGGGAAGGCAUGAAAACAUUAUCAUUGCUUGACGUGAGUUAUACUGCUGUAAGGGGACUUCCUCAGUCAUUUGGAUUUUUGACCGGUCUUAGAGAUUUGAAAAUGAGAAAUUGUGAACAUCUUGUUUUGCGCUUGUCUGUCUUCCACCAUUUGAAGAAUCUAAAAACGGUUGACAUGUGUGGUUGCUUAAAACUUUCCAAGGGGCCAAAAAGACUGAAUGAAAUCGUAGCCUCGGAAAAACACGACAUGAGUGAAAAUUUCAGAACAGACAUGACUCUGUUCAGUGCUAUAGUAAGCAAUCAAGUCUUCAGCUUUAAUCCAUCGGCAAUAACAGAGUUAGACUUAAGCGCUUGUGGCCUCAGUGAUGGAUCAAUUGUUGAACAUUUCAGUGGUCUCUCGUCAUUACUUGUGUUAAAUCUUGGAGGGAAUGAUUUUGUUAUUCUACCUGAUGGUUGGAUCUGUAGUUCUAUUCGACUACGCUUUCUUUUUCUGAGUGCCUGCAGGAGGCUUAAGUCACUGCCCAAGCUUCCACCACAGUUAAUUCGAUUAGACGCAGUGGGCUGUAAUUCAAUGGAACCUUUAUCAGAAAGACAAUUAUGGAAUAUGGUUUCAUCGCUUCACCAUGAGUAUCGCCAUCAAGUUAAAUAUGAGAACACACUGCUCAAGCACAUUGAGGUAGCAGAAUAUUUUCCCCAGAGAGAUUUUUUCGCAAUUAUUCGGGGAUCUGAGAUACCAUCAUGGUUCCCAAAUAACGAUUAUGUUGCUUCAGAUUUGUAUAGAUCUAAAUGUGAGUUAGUGAUGAACAUUCCUCAGCAUGUUCGUGCAAGUGAAUGGUCCGGACUUGCGGUUUGCAUCAAGUUACAAAUCAUGCCGUGUGUAUUUGAUAGUUUUCACAUUUCAUGGAGUAGUAAAGCUCCUGAAGAUGAUCAUUACGUUAGGAAAAAGUGGGCCCAUGAAAUUCGCGUUGUCGAAAAGGAGGGUCCUCACAUCUGCAUAAUGGUGCUGCAUUUGAACGAGAAAACAUGUUGGCAACAUCUAAGAGGUCAUGAUAAUUGCCUUCAUAUCAAAUUUACCUUUCAUUCUCCAUCUCGUGAGAUGCUCAAGAUAGGAGGUUGUGGAUGGCGUGUGAUGUGUAAAGAAGACUUGGAAGAGUGGAGACACAAUAAUUAUUGGAACAAAUCAAGUACUCAAGAAGAGAUUGAUGAUUCUGAGGUCCGCCUUCCUCACACUGCUUUGGACAGAACAAUAAAAAUUUUUCAAUAAAAAAGAGAGAAAUGGGUAAUCUUCACUCAUGUA
Molecule: messenger RNA, 3434 nt
Organism: Prosopis cineraria
Lineage: Eukaryota; Viridiplantae; Streptophyta; Magnoliopsida; Fabales; Fabaceae
Product: TMV resistance protein N-like
Exons: 7
Coding region: 123-3401 (1092 amino acids)
Biological process (GO): defense response; signal transduction
Molecular function (GO): ADP binding
Source: RefSeq, a predicted model, not a curated record